Dovyalis caffra is the source of this 1014-nucleotide messenger RNA. Lineage: Eukaryota; Viridiplantae; Streptophyta; Magnoliopsida; Malpighiales; Salicaceae. The record is from the annotation of a GenBank genome assembly.
AUGAAAUCCAGCCAGGAAAUCGCUUAUUAUUUUAUCCUGUCUCUUCUUUCAGCAUCUUUUGUCAUUCUUUGUUUAGUCCUCGUAAUUUUUUGUAGAAAGAAACCUGUAGAAUCUGAAGAAAGUCUUACAGGUCCCAAGAUUUCUGCACAGGGGUAUCCAUUAACAGAUAUUGAUGAUGCCACAGAUGGGUUUAAUCAUCGAAGAAUUAUUGGUUCCGGUCGUUUAGGCACUGUGUAUGCAGCUGUAUUGGCAAGUGAUCAAAAGCCAGUUGCUGUUAAAAGAAUACACCCUUCUCUUGUUUUGAGCAAUACUUGUUUUGGGUUCUCUUCAAUUCUUAAAACACUCUCUUUGGCUCAGCAUCCUAACAUAGUGCCUAUAAUAGGAUUUUCUCAGGCUCCUGGUGAGAGAAUCAUUGUAAUGGAAUUUGUUAGCGCGGUGAGUUUGGAUUAUUAUUUGCAUGAAAAUUCUGAUGGGGCGUCAUCAGUAUUGAAUUGGAGCCAGCGUUUAAGGAUUGCGGCCGGAGCGGCUCGAGGACUUGAAUACUUGCAUGAAGGGAUGGCACCAAAUAUUGUUCACGGAUGUUUCAAGGCAUCAAAUGUUUUAUUAGAUGAUAAGUUUUGUGCUAGAGUUAGUGAUUAUGGGAUAUCUUCUUUGGCACCAAACGAAAAGAGGGGACUUUUGGGGUAUGUGGAUGAUGAGUAUUGGAGAAAUGGAAGGGGUGAGCCUUGUAAGGAAAGUGAUGUUUAUGGGUUUGGUGUGGUUUUGUUGGAGCUUUUGACGGGAAGGAGAGCGGAGGAAGGCUUACUUCUUAGAUGGGCAUUGCCUUUGAUAAAAGAAACGAGGUUUAGUGAGCUUUUGGAUCUUAGACUUGUAAUGCCUUCUAAUAUGAGGACAAUUAUUAGAUUGGCUAAGGUUGCUUUGGCUUGUGUUGGCAAUUCUAGGAAGAGCAGGCCUUCUAUGAUUCAAGUAGCUGCAAUUUUAAAUAAUUUGGAGGUUGAGGUAUGUGUUCGAUAG